AUGCUCUCCACGGUUGAGCUGCCGGCAGCGACGAAUGGUGUGGUGGAUAGCGAUGUGGACUUCGAGUUGGGAUGGCUAGGCUGGGUUGGUGGUUGGAAUCUCCGAGGACUUGCCGUUUUUGCACUUUAUGCUGCCAUCUCCAGAUUGGCUCCAUGUUGCACCAGGGCCAAAGCAAGUGCCCGACUGGUCAUGGCCGUGACCAGGACCAGCGAUAAACUCUUCAAGUCUUAG
Messenger RNA from Haemonchus placei, 231 nucleotides. NCBI's taxonomy places the organism in Eukaryota, Metazoa, Nematoda, Chromadorea, Rhabditida, Trichostrongylidae. The record is from the annotation of a GenBank genome assembly.